Messenger RNA from Calliphora vicina (urban bluebottle blowfly), 687 nucleotides. RefSeq lists its product as uncharacterized. The transcript has 3 exons. Bases 64 to 519 code for a protein of 151 amino acids. Lineage: Eukaryota; Metazoa; Arthropoda; Insecta; Diptera; Calliphoridae. The record is from RefSeq and is a predicted model, not a curated record.
UGACGAACAAUAGCCGAGUAAAGUUCUUGCGGUUUAAUUAAAAGAGGAAAAAAAUAAAUAAAUAUGAAUUCAAAGCAAAUUAUGUUUGGUGUGGCUUUAAUAGCUUUCUGCUGUGUAUCACUAAGUACUUCUCUCAAAUGUUAUGUUUGUGAUAGUAGAGUUUCCUGCAAAAAACCCGAAUUACUUGAAUGUAACCAAAAAUUGGCCAGUGAUACCCUUACUUAUCUACAAAAAUUCCAUACCGGCAUUGAUACAAGUGUCACUUCAAACACCUACAAAUGUCUGCUAGAAAAUACUGAUACUACAACUUCCAAAAACUAUUACAGGGGCUGCAUUUAUCCCAAUGUAUUAGACUGCAAUUUGCCUUCAUUGUCCACUGAGGGAGAUCUCAAAAUGCAUGAGUGCAGACAAUGUAAUGACAGAGAUGGUUGCAAUCCAGCUGGCCGUGCCCAUAUUGGUUUAAUGACUGUUAUUGCCACAAUUGUAUUAGGUUUUGUUACACGUUCUGUGUGGCAUUAAAAUAAUAUUUUGAUUAUAGCUAUUAAAUAUCUUUGUUGUUCUAUCAGUCAUAUAAUUCAUGAGAUACUAGUUAUUUUCUAUUCUCAAUUUUGCCUUUAGUUCUGUCCUAAUUUGUAUUUUAAAAUGUUAUGUGAAAUAAAUUAAACAAAUGAGAUUAAAUAAACGAAA